Messenger RNA from Xyrichtys novacula (pearly razorfish), 12001 nucleotides. The record is from the annotation of a GenBank genome assembly. NCBI's taxonomy places the organism in Eukaryota, Metazoa, Chordata, Actinopteri, Labriformes, Labridae.
AUGGCGGCCGUGGCUGCAGAGCCAGGAGCUGCGGUGGUUCCGACAACAAGACCCGCGGCGACGGACGGAGAAGGCCCGCCAGAACCAGACUCGAUAGGUACCGGACUACCAGGAGCUCUGAAAGAUGGUUCGGGGGCUUGGGAGUCCGGCCCAGCUGUAGAGCUCGGCGGAGUCCGGGUGGAGGACUGCGGAGACGGGGAGGAGCGCCGCCAUGUCAGGCCGGAGCUCUUAGACACCGACGGCCUGAUCCAGAACCUGUCCGGAGACCGGGUCAGUUCGGACCGGUUCUCUCCGGGACUCCCAGCAGACCCAGAAGGAGGCGGGAACGUGUCCCGCAGCCUCCGGUCGGACCCGCAGCCCCCCGCCGUCUUCCUGCACUCCUUCCCGGUCCCGCCGCCCGUCACCGAGGCCGGACUGUCCCUCCAAGAACCGGCCGAACCCACCACCAACGGGACCACCAACCGGGCCGAGACCGCGGCAGGCCGGGAAAGGGGCUACAAGACCACGGUCCAACUGGAGCUGCGACCCGGACCCGCGGAGUCCGGCAUGCUCUCAGUACCGGACAGCCCGAACCAGGAGCCGGAGCCGUGUUCCGAGGAGCUGCCGGAACCAACGCCGUCCUGCCGGUCCCCGAAUUCCUCCCAGACCGAGCCCGGACCAGAAACCGGUCCCUGUCCUCCGCUGCUCGGCUCCGUGCAGGAUCUGAGUCCCGGGUCUGAGGUCCGGGUCUCCCUGGACCACGUGAUCGAUGACGCGCUGGUGGUGUCGUUCCGGUUCGGGGAGAAAGUCUUCUCGGGGGUUCUGAUGGACGUGUCCAAACGGUAAGCCCACACAUGACGUCACUGUGCAGGUAGAGUCACAGGUCACGUGACGGUCGGUGUGAACGAACACACACACACACACACACACCUGUCUAAGGUUCGGUCCAUCAGCUGUCAGGUCCACACCUGUAGACUUCACCGGGACCAGCUGAGCCCUAGUCCAGGUCCAGGUCCAGGUCCAGGUCCAGGUCUGUCAGAUCCACUUAGUCUCAUAAAUUCUGAUUUUUGAAGUUUUUCAUUAAAUUUGAUUUUAAAGUAAAAUUCUUCAGACCUGAACCCGGUCUCUGGUCUCUGGUCUUCUUGAAAGAACUCGAGUUUGGUCUCCUCCACCUUCAUCCUACCGAGGGCCGGGCGAUAUGUGAAAAACUUUAUCACUUUAUAUAUUAUUGAUUUCCUAUCAGCUGAUAUCGAUCAAUAUCAGGAUCUAAAAAUCUAUCAGGCUGUGUCUCAUUUCAGAGACCGCAUCGUGAUAAGCGCGCUUAACGGCGCUUAGCUGAGUGCACUGCCGUUUUACGCCGUUUUACGCCGUUUUACGCCGUUUUGCGCCGUUCUGUGCCCUUCCUGUGUCCCAUUUCAGAUACAGCAGCCAUCGAACGGCGCAUCUGACGCGUACGUGAGGUCACCACGCGGCACGAACGGUGUCCCGUUUGGCACAAAAUACUAAUUGCGCUUCAAAUUCGGUCUCAAAACCACACUACCCCCGCCUCGUUUUCAAGCGUGCAUGUAUGCACGCUUUCCUGCCGUCGGUAUCCCAGAAUUCUUUGCGUGCCGCUGCACAGCUGUGCAUUUCAGGUGAGAGGCUGGACUCGCUUGGAGACACAGCGCGUCUUCAAAGAAAAUACAAGAAAUCCAAAAACAGCAGACAGUCAGCUCAGGCUGUAUGAGAGCAUGAUCUCUGAACUCACUAAAAUCUGUAAACCAUACAUCAUAGAUUUAGAGACGAACUGAUCCGCUCUGCUUCAACAAUCAAAAACAUUAGAAAUGAGAAAGCUGACAAAACUACAGCAGAGGAUCAGGACAACAUUGAGGUUUUUUUUUUCUUUUAAGAUUUAGAGAUUAAAGUUGUAAAUUUAGGAGAAUAAACUCAUAAAGUAAAUAAAGUCAUAAAGCUGCUUUUGCGGAGGGGGAAAUGACUGAAGCUGGUCAUCUGCAGGGUUAUCUGUGGAUGUAUCAGCGGGUCAUUCAGAGAGAUUUUGUGGUUUCUGAAGAAACAAUCAAACUGAUGAUGAUCAACAUUUGUGAUCCAGAGGGAGUCGAGCUCCGACGAGCACCACGUCUCUGACACCGGCGGUAGCCUACACCUGCAGAGACACCAACACCUUAUUACUGCAUAUGGAUUCAUAUCAUAAACUAAAGCUCAAUGUCAUUCACGGAUAUUUACGGCUGCAUUGACAGAUAUAUCCUCAGCAUAUUCAUUUCUGCCUCCACAAAAUCAGCGAUUUCCUUCAAGUACACCAGUUUUUUCCCCCGUGGAAAAGACGUAUUUCUCAUAUAUUCUUUUUUUAAAGUCUUUAUACUUAUGACAAUGUGAUGCUGAUGUGCCAGAGGAUGAAGAAUCUCCUUGUUUGUGAAACCUAUACUGAAGCACAGUUCCUUCAAAUGCUUCAUGGCCCUAAUUUUAACAAGUCUCUCUGAAAUAACAGGUUAUGACUUCAUUCUCAUAAAUUAAUGACUUUAUUCUCGUAAAUUCACGACUUAAAUCUCGAAGUCCUUAAAGUCUUAAAUCUCAAUAUGGCCCUCAUACUCCUUCUUACAAAACAAUCAUUGGAUGAAUUGUGCUUGUAUGUAUCUACUAUUUUGUGUCUGUGCAAGGUCGCACAAUUAAAACAAUAAAUGCUGCGCUCCGCGGGUUUCCUUUAAGUCAGUCGUGACGCGAGCCUGAGGGCGGGGACAUUUGGCAACUCCACCAGGAAGUCCUCUGAAGGUCUCCAAAUGUCCCCGCCCUCAGGCUUACGUCACGACUGAUUAGAAAAAAAGCUGCGGAGCGCAGCAUUUAUUGUUUUAAUUGUGCGACCUUGCACAGAAACAAAAUAGUAGAUACAUACAAGCCCAGAUCAUUCCCACAAAAUUCAUCCAAUGAUUGUUUUGUAUGAAGGAGUAUGAGGGCCCUAUUGAGAAGGAGGAUAGGAGAUACUUCAUCCUCUGGCACAUCAGCAUCACAUUGUCAUAAGUAUAAAGACUUUAAAAAAAGAAUAUAUGAGAAAUACGUCUGUUCCACGGGGAAAAAAACUGGUGUACUUGAAGGAAAUCGCUGCUUUUGUGGAGGCAGAAAUGAAUAUGCUGAGGAUAUAUCUGUCAAUGCAGCCGUAAAUAUCCGUGAAUGACAUUGAGCUUUAAUUUAUGAUAUGAAUCCAUAUGCAGUAAUAAGGUGUUGGUGUCUCUGCAGGUGUAGGUUACCGCCGGUGUCAGAGACGUGGUGCUCGUCGGAGCUCGACUCCCUCUGGAUCACAAAUGUUGAUCAUCAUCAGUUUGAUUGUUUCUUCAGAAACCACAAAAUCUCUCUGAAUGACCCGCUGAUACAUCCACAGAUAACCCUGCAGAUGACCAGCUUCAGUCAUUUCCCCCUCCACAAAAGCAGCUUUAUGGCUUUAUUUACUUUAUGACUUUAUUCUCCUAAAUUUACAACUUUAAUCUCUAAAUCUUAAAAGAAAAAAACCUCAAUGUUGUCCUGAUCCUCUGCUGUAGUUUUGUCAGCUUUCUUAUUUCUAAUGUUUUUGAUUGUUGUAACACAGCGGAUCAGUUCGUCUCUAAAUCUAUAAUGUUUGGUUUACAGAUUUUAGUGAGUUCAGAGAUCAUGCUCUCAUACAGCCUGAGCUGACUGUCUGAUGGUUUUGGAUUUCUUGUAUUUUCUUUGAAGACGCGCUGCGUCUCCAAGCGAGUCCAGCCUCUAACCUGAAAUGCGCAGCUGUGCAGCGGCACGCAAAGAAUUCUGGGAUACCGACGGCAGGAAAGCGUGCAUACAUGCACGCUUGAAAACAUGCUAAGCGCGCUUAGCAUUUUUUAGCAUCUCGUGCCAAAUGGGACACCGUUCGCACCGUCGUGACGUCAUGCACACUUCAAAUGCACCGUUCGACGGUGCAGAAGGGCACUUAGGUCGAUGCGGUCUCUGAAAUGAGACACAGCCUCAGUGUUUCUUGGUCUCAUGUCUUUUCAAUAAUCUCCUGCAUCUGUGAGGUCUUUGUGUCUCUUUGGCGUUUUGUCGUAAGGCGUCGCUCUAGAGAAAGCCGACUGAAUGGUCGUCUGUUUCAGGCGCCAUGGGCUCCUCGCUCCUCUCGGGGUUUGUAACCUUUUGCGUUGCGCGUGCUCUGCGGCGUGGCGCUGCUUCAGGUGGUGAAAAAGAUUUGAGGUAUUCCCCGACUUUGUGAGAACAUGUACUCGACAUAAUUUACAGUCCACAUUACUCUGCUUCAUGUCCGACCUCCAAAAACCAAAAUACCUCCACACCACCGACGUUUUCCUAACGCCAGUGUUGUGGUUGACAUUGAUGUGGUCAUCUGUUGAGCCUUCAUGGUCAUUUCUGUCGGGGGUAGCACUCAUUUUCUUUGUUUCUCACCAACAGUGCUGUCGGCUUCACCUGUUAAAGUGCUAUGGUUGGGUGGAGCUGCUGUCUGCUACGACGCUGCAGUUGGUUGAUACUUGGUUCUAAUUCAGAACAUGAUUGGUUCAGACCAGGAGAAACUCCCCUUUUCAUUGGCUGUUCGUAUAGUCGACCAAAACAUGUCAGAAUGUCGAUUAUUGAAAAGGAUAUUGAUCAUGUUUGAUAUUGAUUGUUUUUAUCGUUUUUAUCGCCCUCCUAAAUCACAGAGAUGUUCACUCACUCUGAUGAACUCUGUCGUCAUAGAAACCGGACUCAGCUGUUGUUGGUGGUCUUUAUUCUGGUUCAGGAUCACCCGAGGUCUGAGUCCAGUUCUUAUGGACCACCCCGCUAACACACUGUAACUGAUCAGGAAACAGCGCCACCAUCAGUUUGGUAUUUAGAUAUUUUCACUGAUAAGAGGCGGUCCUACACCCACCUGAGAGGAACCCAGGUACCAGGUCUGCUGCAGAGAACCCCCAAAGAGGACUGGACCGUCAUCAGUAUCACUUAGUGUCACCAUGGUAACUAUUCAGGCAAAUAACAUCCAGGGUCAGAGGUCACCCAUCUAACAGCCAAUUAGAGUGCAGAUCACAGAGCUCCGAUAGAGAGGGGAGAGUAAGAUCUGAUCAACAUUAUUGAUCCCGAUAGAGGUCAGGGGAGGUCAGGGGAGGUCAGAGUCGACGAACUUCAAAGUUAGAACAAAAUUAAAGGAACAGAAAAUCAAGAAGAGAGAAAAACAAGAAUGUGACUAACCUGGAGUUAGGUAUUCACAUUAGAGAACAGUAAUAACAACAAUAACAACAAUAACAACAAUAAUAAAAAUAAUAAUAAUAAUAAUAAUAAUAACGAUAAUAAAAAUAAUAACGAUAAUAAAAAUAAUAACGAUAAUAUUAUUAAGAAUAACGACAAUAUUAAUAAUAUUAACAACAAUAAUAACAAUAACAAUAUUAAUAAUAAUAUUAAUAAUAAUAAUAAUAACAAUAAAAAUAAUAAUAACAAUAAUAACAAUUAAAAAAAUAAUAAUAAUAACGAUGAUAUUAAUAAUAAUAACAACAAUAAUAAUAAUAACAAUAAUAAUAAAAAUAAAAAUAAUAACGAUAAUAAAAAUAAUAACGAUAAUAUUAUUAAGAAUAACGACAAUAUUAAUAAUAUUAACAACAAUAAUAACAAUAACAACAAUACUACUACUAAUAAUAAUAAAAACCACAACUCCGUUUUUCUUCUGACGAAAUCUGUUGAAAAGUAAAAUGUCUGAGUGUUAAAAAUGAAGGAGUGACAGUGUUACAGUCGGUUUAAGUGUCAGGGUUAGGGUCAUUGUUAGGGUAAAGGUCAAUGUAAAGGUCAUUGUAAAGGUCAAUGUUGAUGAACCAGAACCGAUAAAGUCAGACUGAAGAAAAACCAACAAAACAAUCGAACAGUUUUUUCUCUGUGGGAAAGUCGGUUCAGCUCUGGAGCGAUCAAUAAUCCAUCAAUAAUCCAUCAAUAAUCCAUCAAUAAUCCAUCAAUAACGAGUCAAUAAUGGGUUCAUGUUUGAGUUAGAGUCAAAUUUCAGGUUAUUUUAAUUAUUAGUGAUCUCUUUGAGUCCCUCAGGUUCUCACCCUGUCUAUUGUGUGUGUGUGUGUGUGUGUGUGUGUGUGUGUGUGUGUGUGUGUGUGUGUGUGUGUGUUUGUGUGUGUGUGUAGGUUCGGACCCUAUGGUAUUCCAAUCACCGUAUUUCCCCGACGAGACGACAAGAAUCGGCCUCAGCUCUCUGUGCCGCCAUCGAUGCCGGUUGCCAAUGACGAUUGUUCCAUCAAACAGGAAGAAGUCAGUCCAGCAGCCACGCCCCCUCCUCACCCAUGGACCUCCAAACCACCACCGCUUUUCCAGGAGGGGGCGCCGUAUCCCCCGCCUUUGUUCAUCAGGGACACGUACAACCAGGCGUUACCUCAGCCGCUGCCGCGCAAGAUCAAGAGGCCGAAGCGUCGCUAUCGCUGUGAAGAGCCCACCUCCAUCAUGAACGCCAUCAAGCUCCGCCCCCGCCAAGUACUCUGUGACAAAUGUAAAAGUGUGGUGGCGUCAGGUGGACAAAGGGAGGCGAGGCGGGGUACAGUGGACCUGAGGAGUGAGGAGGCGUCCCGACGGCGGCGACAGGCCGAGGGGCCGAUCUCCUUAGAGGUCAAACGACUGAGGAGCGAUGACAAGGGAGGACGUGCAGCCCCAGACCGCCGCUCAUCAUCGGGGUUACGUCUGCCAUCCUCGGCGCCCGUCUCAUCGUCAUCUUCAUCUCGCCGUGUGCUGAAGGGCGUGGCCUCAUCCUCGUCCGGCCGCAUGUGUCUAAAUUCGAAGAAGGUUCUGGACAAACACUCUGCUGUGGACCGCUCCAAAGGUCGUCCUGUCCUCAAUAAACUUUCCCCGUCCCACCGCCGCCCCAAAGACCAGAACCAGGGUCAGACUCAGAACCAGGACCAGGAGUCCGCCAAGGCUGUGACCCGAGCCGCCGCACUGCAGGGCAACAGCCAGAAGGUUCACUUCACCCGCCGCCUGCAGCAUGUGAGCGGCGCCUCUGGCUCCUCGCCACUCCCGCCCAGAAUGCGCCUAAAACCACAAAGGUACCGUACCGACGAAGGCCAGGAUCCACCCCCCUCCUCCUCUCCUAAACAGAGUGCUCGCACAUCACCUCCUAAACCUCCUCCUCUUAGCUCCGCCCCCACAGCUAUGUCCACCACUCAGACCCCUCCUCUCCUCACACUUGUCACCACAGAGACACAAGAGCCCCGCCCCCCAGAGGAGAAGCAGGUAGAGCAGGUGGGGGGAGGAGAUGAAGGGCAGGUAGAGGAGCCGCCCCCUCCCUCCUCCUCCUCCGCCUCCUCCCUGGACUCCUCCCACUCAGAGUGCAGCUCCACAGAGACCUUUGACCUCCCCCCUCCAGGAGACCCGCCCUCCACGUUCUCCUCCUCCUCCUUCUCCACGGGUCAUCAGUGCCCCCCCUCCUCCUCCCCCGCCCCCCCUCCGGUCAGGGCUGAAUGUGACGAAACGCAGGCAGGCGGCGAGGAGGAGGAUGAGGAGGGCGGCGAACUGAAAAGGCGUAGGAAGUCAUCCACGUCUUCCUCCUCCUCCUCCUCCUCAUCGUCCUCCUCCGUCUUCUCCAAGCUGGUUUCCAAGUGGUCGCUCCCCGACGGCCGCACCGUCUGCGUCGGCGACAUCGUCUGGGCCAAGAUCUACGGUUUCCCCUGGUGGCCGGCGCGUAUUCUUGGCAUCACGGUGGCGCGGCGCGGUGACACGGGGUUGGCGGUGCGGCAGGAGGCACGUGUUUCCUGGUUCGGCUCUCCCACCACUUCCUUCCUGCCGCUCGGCCAGCUGUCGCCCUUCCUGGAGAGCUUUCAGUCUCGCUUCGACAGGAAGAGGAAGGGGCCGUACCGCCGCGCCAUCGCUGAGGCCGCCAGCGCGGCCAAACAGCUGACACCUGAAGUCCGAGCGCUGCUCACACAGUUUGAGACGUAGCGUUGGGUUUCACUGCCACACCCCCACCUGACACCUCCAAAUAAGUCCCGCCCCUUUUCACCCACCUAGACUGAUACCUGUCCGUCAGAGACUGCCGCAGACAUACAGACCAUGUUCCCGUUUCCUGUUCUGUACUUCCUGUUUUGAGGAAGAAGCUGUUGAGAUACCCGUCAGUUUUCAGGGGGCAGUGGGCGGGGCUUAGUUCAAACCAGGUAUCAGCCAGCAGCAGCCGUGCGACUCGCUGUCACAUCCUGACCAGCUACUGACCAUGAUGAUGUCAUUAGAGUGAUGCUGAUUGGCUGGUAGAGCUUACGGUUCAUGACGAUGAUGUCACAUGACAUCAAUAUUAAUGCAGCGAUUGUGUUUCGGCGGAAGUCUGAAAAUGACGUCACACCCGAGUUCCCAGAGUUUCAGUUACCGAAGUCUGAAGAAGCAAAAUCGGAGGAGGAAACAAGAUGGCGACGUCUACGAAAGUUAUGUUAGCCUUUGCCUUAUAUUCGGACGAGGUAAGCGCUAACAUAACUUUCUUGGAUGUAACCAUCUUGUUUUUGCUUUUUUCCGACUUUGGUGACUGGAACUCUGGGAACUCAGGCGUGACGUCAUUUUCAGCUGCGUCGAUUAAUCCAUAAAAUCAUAGAAUGACCCGGUAGAGCCAAUCAGAGUGCAGAUAAGCUCGGCCAUCUUGGUUUUUUUUAUCCUUUUCAGCCCCGUUACCAAGGUAACCGUCCUCCAUGUUUGCGUUUGUUUUUUCCGUUCCGGUGCGUGUCGUUAGCGGGCUGGAUGGCUGCGGCUGGCUGGCGUCCCUCCCUGCCGGUCUCUCGGGUUCUUUCUGAGGGUCAGACCUGGUUUUUAAAACUGUGAAACUCAGAGUGUUGUCCAAACUGAGGCUGGGGUCCCACACAGGGUCCAUACCUGCGUCUGAGCAGUCCAGCUGCGGUCAUGUGAUCAUAUUUAGGAUGUAUUGAUCCUGUCAGACUGAUCAGAGAUGUUCUAUUCAGACUUUGGUGAGGUCUCACUCUGAGACUUUGGGGCCUCAGUUUGUCAACAUGAUGCCGACAGGUAGGACAGGUAGGACAGGUAGGACAGGUAGGACAGGUAGGACACACUGACUGUUAGACAGCUGCUCUGAUGAAGAUAAUGAUGAUGAUGAAGAUGAAGGUGAUUUUCCCCUCUGCUGUUUGUAGUCUCAGCUGUCAGACUCUUUUUACCGUCUGUUUGCAGAUCAGAGAUCCUAACGGUCUGACCUCUGACCUCUGUACAUGUUCGUUUUUUUCUCAUGUUUUAAAUCGAUUAAAAAACUCUCAAACUUCUCUCUGAUUCGUCGUCAUUUGAACUCUUUCUUCUUCUGUGGUGGGGGCUGUUGGGGUCACAGCGGUGCCAGCUGUCAGAUUUUCUCACCUGCAAACAGAUGUUUGGUAAACGGGUCCGAAACUGGCGGUUCUUACCCAGAAACCAGCAGCAACCAGAACCUUUAACCUCCAGACCUCCAGACCAGUUAGUCCAGCUGAGGGUCGGCUGCUGGUUUCAGGUAAAAACUCUCAAAUAACCAGAGUGGGAAAAUACCAGCAGGGACUGACUAACUACUGAAGUAUCGGACUUUUAUACUAAACUAAACAAACGGACUUUUUUUUAGUCCAAACAGCUUCAGAGAAUUCAAGGAUUAAUAAAAGGAGGAAUAACGGAACUGUCUAAAUACUGGAAAAUAAUGUCAGGUACUUGGUCAUUGCGGGAAAAAUAAUCAGGUUUUGAUUACAUAACAAAGUGGUUGAUCAGGUACUGACUACAUGCUGAAAUAAAAAUGAAUUUUCCACCCUCUCAAAUAUGUUUCAUAAUGUUUGAGAGGGUGCAGACUAAAUGCAGUGAUAAAUACAGGAAUAUUUCAUCACAUGCUCACCAAAUGUUGGAAUAGGUUAUUUCUCAAUUAGGUACUGAGUUCAUGCUGGAAUAAGUGCAGGUUUUCUUAACCAGGUGCUGACUAAAUGCUGGAGAUAAUGUCAGUUACUUAGCCAUCAACAGUGUUCAUCGAGGUCGAUCAAAUCGCAGACGGUGAAGACUGACAGAUUAUUUUACACACAGUGUAGACUGCCUCCAUCUUUGUGGUUGUACAGAUGCAUUAUAGGAUAGAUUAGGAAGGUCAUCGCACUGAGGUAGGGAGAAGGAAGUAAUGUUCAUCGAUUUAGACGUUUUCAUGAACAGCUUCUGAAAACUGAUUAUAAACAAGAUCAGUGAGAACAAAUCUAAAUAAACCUGAAAUUAACCAUGGUGCUGGAUAAAUACUGGAGAAUUCAGUCUGUUUCUUUGGUGAAAGUCUCUGUCUGUGUCCUGAAUGGAUCCCUCACUCUCUAUAGGUGACUCUGUGGGGGUUAACUCAAAAUUUCCCAUAAAGCAUUGCAAAAUGUAGUGACUAUCCGAUGGUCACUCACCGGUGGUGGGCAUCCCAUCAUGCAUUGCGACUUGCCAUGUAGUGUCGGAAACCUCCGGUGACUGAGUUCAAUACAUUGUGCGAUAUACAUUUACCGGCCACUUUAUUAGGUACACCUGUCCAACUGCUCGUUAACACUUAAUUUCCAAUCAGCCAAUCACAUGGCGGCAACUUAGUGCAUUUAGGCAUGUAGACAUGGUCAAGACAAUCUCCUGCAGUUCAAACCGAGCAUCAGUAUGGGGAAGAAAGGUGAUUUGAGUGACUUUGAACGUGGCAUGGUUGUUGGUGCCAGAAGGGCUGGUCUGAGUAUUUCAGAAACUGCUGAUCUACUGGGAUUUUCACGCACAACCAUCUCUAGGGUUUACAGAGAAUGGUCCGAAAAAGAAAAAAUAUCCAGUGAGCGGCAGUUCUGUGGGCGGAAAUGCCUUGUUGAUGCCAGAGGUCAGAGGAGAAUGGCCAGACUGGUUCGAGCUGAUAGAAAGGCAACAGUGACUCAAAUAACCACCCGUUACAACCAAGGUAGGCAGAAGAGCAUCUCUGAACACACAGUACGUCGAACUUUGAGGCAGAUGGGCUACAGCAGCAGAAGACCACGCCGGGUGCCACUCCUUUCAGCUAAGAACAGGAAACUGAGGCUACAAUCUGCACAAGCUCAUCGAAAUUGGACAAUAGAAGAUUGGAAAAACGUUGCCUGGUCUGAUGAGUCUCGAUUUCUGCUGCGACAUUCGGAUGGUAGGGUCAGAAUUUGGCGUCAACAACAUGAAAGCAUGGAUCCAUCCUGCCUUGUAUCAACAGUUCAGGCUGGUGGUGGUGGUGUCAUGGUGUGGGGAAUAUUUUCUUGGCACUCUUUGGGCCCCUUGGUACCAAUUGAGCAUCGUUGCAACGCCACAGCCUACCUGAGUAUUGUUGCUGACCAUGUCCAUCCCUUUAUGACCACAAUGUACCCAACUUCUGAUGGCUACUUUCAGCAGGAUAAUGCGCCAUGUCAUAAAGCUGGAAUCAUCUCAGACUGGUUUCUUGAACAUGACAAUGAGUUCACUGUACUCAAAUGGCCUCCACAGUCACCAGAUCUCAAUCCAAUAGAGCAUCUUUGGGAUGUGGUGGAACGGGAGAUUCGCAUCAUGGAUGUGCAGCCGACAAAUCUGCGGCAACUGUGUGAUGCCAUCAUGUCAAUAUGGACCAAGCUCUCUGAGGAAUGCUUCCAGCACCUUGUUGAAUCUAUGCCACGAAGAAUUGAGGCAGUUCUGAAGGCAAAAGGGGGUCCAACCCGUUACUAGCAUGGUGUACCUAAUAAAGUGGCCGGUGAGUGUAUAGUAAAACCCCAUGUGGCGGUUAAGGGUUAAUUUCAGACACAGCCUCUGAAAUAUGAUCAGGAUCAAUAACUGCGUUUGAUGAAAGGAAACAUUUAUUUAUUGGAUAUUUACGACGUUUCUUUUACAUAAUUAGUAAGGCUAAGGCGUGGGAUCAGAUUAAUUCCUGGUUCACAUCACAAAGUGUUUGUCAUCUGACCUCGUUAUGAUGACAUCAUCAGACUCCUCCCACUCAACAGCCUCAGCCAAUCCACUUCCAGGUUACUGUGACAUUUCUUAGCUGUAGAGCAGUGCAUUGUGGGAUUGAUCCUGAUAACUCUCUCUCUCUCUCUCUCUCUCUCUCUCUCUCUCUCUCUCUUCCUGUAGUGCGACCCUGAAGAGCUGCUGA